Oryza sativa Japonica Group (Japanese rice) is the source of this 967-nucleotide messenger RNA. The record is from RefSeq and is a predicted model, not a curated record. Lineage: Eukaryota; Viridiplantae; Streptophyta; Magnoliopsida; Poales; Poaceae.
CAAAGAUGAUAAAAAAAAUCGCUCUCAUAACCCUCCCCUCUCCUCCCAGCUCCGAACCCACGCCCAUCGGUCUUCUUCUUUUUUCUUCCGCCUCCACCCGCGCUCUCCCUUCUUCCGCCCCUCCCUCUUUCUCCCUUCUUCCGUGCGCCGGGAUCCAAGCCACUGGGCGCCGAUGCGGCUAGAUGCCGCCGGGCGCCGGCCAGAUGUGGCUAGAUGUGGCCGGGCGUCAGCGUCUCAUCCCCGAGCGUCGGCGUGGCGAGAUCCGACAGACGAGGAAGGGCGAGAUCCAGCGGCCGCUGCAGCCACCUCGUCAGGCGGUUCACACAGGACAAGGCCGCUUUCUUCACGCAAUUCGUCAAGUCCAUCGUCAAGCUGAGCAAGGUGCCGAGGCCCGGCGGGAACGUCGGCGAGAUAGGGGAUGCCAGAUCCGGCCUCUCCAACACCGGAUCCGGCUCCUCCAAGGGCUAGCCGCCUCCUCCAAGGGCAAGUUAGGGGAUGCCAGAUCCAGGUCAGGGGAAACCGGAUCCGGCUCCUCCUCCAUCACCGAGCAGCCACCUCCAAGGGCUAGCCGCCUCCUCCAUCCCCAAGCGGCGGCUGCCACAGUGUCCACCUCCUCCUGUGGGCACUACGUGUCGAUGCCUCCACCGUCAUGCAUCAGAUGGGUACUGAUCCGCAUGAUGUGUUGCCACUGGAGAUUAAUCGCAGGGGUGGAUGACUGAUGUGUUGCCACUAAUUUGUUAGUUGGAGCCGCAUGAUGUGUCUUGUUUUUCGUGAAGGUGGUGCACUGGAAGUGUUUAGAGUUUCAUUGUCUUUGGUGAUGUUGCUAGAAAAUUGGAAUUUGAACAUUCUAGUUCUCAAAUAGUUUGCAUUAGUUUGUUUUUAUGUUCAUUGUAACAUCAACCUUGUAAGUUCUUGGAUCAGAAAUGUAGUCUAAAAUGUUUUGGAUUAUUCAGUGUGGAUAUGUAAA